AUGGCCCCCCGCCCCCGCCGCCCCCGCCACCGUAGCCGCAACUCCCCAAGCAGUUCUAGUGACCCCGAUCCCCUGCUCAAGUUCUGUCUCCUUAACCCUGGCGUCCACAUCUGGGGAGGUGACGGCAAACACGUUCUCUCGGGCGCCGUUUACGAGUACCUCGUCUUUAAGCAGGAGAGCACCGCCUAUCGCAACGAGGACGGGGUCCUGAUCAAAAUCUCGCCCGAUUACAAGGCACCAGGUAUCAUCAUCACCAUCGACAUCCAGAAGGACGACGGUGACUACAAGGACGCGGUGGCUUUCUGGCGCGAGCCCGACAACAAGGCCUUCCUCACCGACCAGCUCGCAGCCAUCAUCCAAGCCCUCGGCGACAUGUCCGGCACCGAACGCAAUCCACGUCUCCAGGUCGACAUCAAGUACCCCGCCGACGGCGCCAACGUACCGCCCGGCGCGCGCUUAACCAAGUUUACGGUGACCUGCCAGCUCCAGAGUUUCUGA
This is a messenger RNA of Vanrija pseudolonga, 498 nucleotides long. RefSeq lists its product as uncharacterized. The record is from RefSeq and is a predicted model, not a curated record. The transcript is spliced from 2 exons. Lineage: Eukaryota; Fungi; Basidiomycota; Tremellomycetes; Trichosporonales; Trichosporonaceae. The coding region runs from base 1 to 498 and encodes 165 amino acids.